AUGGGACGUAGAAAAAUAGCCAUCGAACCCAUCGUUGACGAACGAAACCGUACUGUAACGUUCAUCAAACGGAAAGCCGGAUUAUUCAAGAAAGCACACGAACUGGCCGUACUGUGCCAGGUAGACAUUGCGGUGAUUAUUCUGGGCUCCAAUAAUACUUUUUAUGAAUUUUCCUCGGUAGACACAGAUGACCUUAUUGACCACUACCAAAACCCCAAGCUGCAGCACGAUGCCAAAGAUCCGUCGAAUUACGGGAACUUCAGAAAAAAGGAACGGGUGGUGAUCCGGGAUCGGACCAAGAGACGGUUUGACCGUGUUGCGCCUAACAUCAACAUCAACGCCAACGCCAGCUGCUUGGACAAUCAAGCUGUUGCCAACAACAGCGCAGUGGACACAGGUGAAAUUUUGAACAGGGGCCGCAGUCAAAGCCAAAACGAUAACAGUGACCAUCUGGCGGAAGACGAUGAUGACGAUGACGACGAAGAUGACGCGGCUGACAAAAGCGACGACGACGAUGAUGACGAAAACGAUGAACACGACAACAACAAUAAUAACCCCGAGAAUAACUCCGGAUCGGUAGCUGUGGCUAUCGAUGAACGUGCGGCGCGCAAAAACAAUAGGAAACGGCGGAAAAAAUCUGUCCCACCAUCGUUUUCAAAAAUACCACCUUCAAAUUCCAGUCUAAACCCUCCCUUCAAUUCUCUUCAGCAGCAGGUACAACGCCAGUUCCACAACUUGUAUGCUGUGGCAUCGAACCCAGAAGCUGCUUCAUCGUCUACUUUUGCACAAUUCGGCACCCAGCCGAACUCUUCAUUUUCGAGAUCUAGCAUACCCGGUGCUUAUGCGGGAUUGCCACAAACGAUUGGGCCCGCGUUUAAUUCGGCAGGCCGGACUGCUAUUGGGGGCACCAACUACGCAAGCGCAAAUUCCAAGACCGCUGGACUUCAUUCCACUCCUAGCAAUAUGGAUAUCGCUGGCGAAAGCAUCCAGACAGCGUCUAGGAAAAGUUCACAGGCAAGCACCCAAGCAUUUCAAACGGAAACAAAGCCUUCACGAUCUCAAACACGAUCAACUCCCCAGUCUAUCCCAAGUAACAGUGGAACCAGCUCUAGGCCCACUUUACGUGUACAGAUACCUUCCAGUUCCGGUACUGCGAUAAAAAGUGAACCUUCAUCAGCUGCCUCUCCUGGUCGUUCUAGCGCUAAUGGUACUUCACAAUUUGCGCGUGGCAAUGCUGGCCAUAUUGAACUGCCGCGUCCAACACAAUCCAGAACCGGUACUCCUCAGUCUGCCCAUAUCCACACAUUGAGUCCUGGUUUGGAACGAAGUGACAAGAUUCACAAUUUCAUGCCUUCAUCGGGUGCAAUUGGGACGAGUGGCAGUGGAAACCCUGCGAACGGGUUUUUGUUCAAUGGUCUGCCGUCUGCCCUAAACGCUUCUCCGUCCAUACAACAGUAUUUUGCAACCCCCGUGCAACCAAAUGCUGCAGGAACAAGCACAAACGCGGCCGGGCAAGCCAUACCGACUGUAUCUCAUCCUCACGGAUAUCUGAUGCAGAAACAUAUACAAAUGGCGCAACAAGAACAACAGCAGCGGGUUCAAAACGCACCUACUUCGGAUGCAGGUCUAGGCUCUCUAGGUGGGUCACUGCCGUCCAAGUUUGCAAAUGAUUUGAUGGUAGCAUCGCCGGGCAUGUCUAUGUCCAUGUUUCAAGACUGGGGAUAUGCUCGUGCUGGCAAUGGCAAUCAUAGCUCUACGACUCAAGCGGGUGAUCCCAAUCCAAGCGCGACUUCCAAUAAUGUUGCAAAUAACAAUAGCGGGAGCGGAUUAACCCCGUAUAUCAAUGUGAACCACACUCCCCUGCUAACCAAGUAUUUUACGUUUGGAGAUCCAAGCGACGACAAAAACAAGAGAAGCUAA
Messenger RNA from Lachancea lanzarotensis, 1920 nucleotides. RefSeq names its product LALA0S04e02938g1_1 (gene RLM1). Gene Ontology annotation, biological process: positive regulation of transcription by RNA polymerase II. The record is from RefSeq and is a predicted model, not a curated record. Lineage: Eukaryota; Fungi; Ascomycota; Saccharomycetes; Saccharomycetales; Saccharomycetaceae. Gene Ontology annotation, molecular function: DNA-binding transcription factor activity, RNA polymerase II-specific; protein dimerization activity; RNA polymerase II cis-regulatory region sequence-specific DNA binding. The transcript is spliced from 2 exons. The coding region runs from base 1 to 1920 and encodes 639 amino acids.